CCCUGGCACUCGCGACUGUCGUUUUCUCUCGCCGUAUUCGGUCAUAUUAUCGUGAAAAUCGUUGGGCGACGGGUUAUCCGCGAGGAAGGUGAUUGUUGUUGAGUAAAUAAGUGGGUUCGUAAGACUUUGGCGUGACGAUGGCCACGAUAACCUCCCAGGAGGCGCCGCAUCUCCAGCAGAUCGACCUGACGAAGUGCAACCUCGAUCAGUUGAUGCUACUGAAACGACAGCUCGACAGGGAGAUCGGAGUGUUUCAGGACUCGAUUCGGAGGUUAAAGUUGGCGCAAAAUAAGUUUCAACAGUCUGGACAUUGUCUCGAUAAAGUUAAUGCGGAGAUGAAAGGGAAAGAAAUUCUCGUUCCGCUCACAGAAUCAAUGUACGUGCCAGGAAGAGUAUCAGACACUGAGAAUGUCCUCGUAGACGUUGGGACUGGUUAUUUUAUCGAAAAACCCGUGGACGAUGCGAAGGAUUACUUCAAGCGAAGAGUUGCUUAUAUCACGGAACAAAUAGAAAAAAUUCAAGUAUUGGCGACGGAGAAGCUUAAUAUCUGUAAUGCCACGAUGGAGGUCAUAGCAAUGAAGUUCCAGGCGCAGGAGCAGAAGGCAGCAGCAUAAAAUCACCAGAACUGAUUUAGAAUUCAAUUUUUCUAUCACAGUGGCUUCGAUCACUCAUCCACAAAGGAUUUGCAUUAAUUCUGUCAAUACUCAGGAUUUUUUAUUAAAUUUUUGCGAACAAAAACAAUAAUUUUCGUGUCAUGGGUCAUCGGAGUUUUGGCACAUUUAAUUAAUUGAAUUUACUGAAAUCCAAUCAUUGUUUUUUCCACGAUAUGCAUUUUAUAACGUUCAAAUGUCAUUUAUUAAAUAUACUACAGUAAUUAUAUUUCCAA
Diachasma alloeum is the source of this 886-nucleotide messenger RNA. RefSeq names its product prefoldin subunit 5 (gene Pfdn5). The record is from RefSeq and is a predicted model, not a curated record. NCBI's taxonomy places the organism in Eukaryota, Metazoa, Arthropoda, Insecta, Hymenoptera, Braconidae. Gene Ontology annotation, cellular component: prefoldin complex; cytoplasm. The coding region runs from base 138 to 614 and encodes 158 amino acids. The transcript is spliced from 2 exons. Gene Ontology annotation, biological process: protein folding; regulation of DNA-templated transcription.